ACUUUGCUGGAGUAUUAGACAUUAAGCGUAGACCACAUUUAAUUCUAAAUCCUUCUACCAUUGUUUUAAUAUCUAAUAAGGCAAAUCCUCCAUCUGCCUUUUUUCCAAUUAUAGUUUUAAAACUAAUUGCGGGGUGUUUUCCGCGCCAUACAAAUGCAUUUGCGAUCUUUUGCAGUUCAUUUAAGCUGGUUGAGUGGACUGUGAUGAGGGAGAGACGGUAGACGAUACAACUAAUGAGGGAAGGCCACCGACUGAUCCCUCGCUUUUGAGCUGAAACUUAGUUGACAAGGGGUAAUCGAACAUGCUGAUUCCGAAUAUCAUAAUGGUUUUUGCCCGCUUUCACCUUAAGGCCUCGUUUUUCAAAGAUCUUGGUUUUUAGGCCGAAAAAUCAUUUGUACCAAAAAUUCUUUUUAAUCUGUCCAUAUGAAAGAGCAGAUCGCAAAACCAACAAAAAACAUCUUUUCAAUGCUCUUUGUGAGAUUUUGAGCGAGUUUUUUAGGCCGAGAACUAAAAAAGACAGCGAAAAACCGGUUUUCUCCGUACACAUUUCCGUACAGAAAAUUCGUGUUUUUUUUCUUUUCGUUCUGUUUUUUAACUCAUCAAACGCAUUCAGUACUUGUUUGUGGCAUACAUGACACAAUCAGCGUCGAUAGAUUGUGAUAGAAAAGAAAGCGAUGUCCGAAAUGCAGUUAAAAGAUAAUAUUCGAGGAAUGAAAGAUGAAUGAUUCAGUACAUUGAACCGAUAGCAUAAUACGCUUGAGAAGAAUAGUUUCUAAAACUAUUUGUAAACUUUAUUCUCACAUCGAAGUGUGAGUUGAAUAUAAAACAGUCAACGCGAAAUGCGGUACUGAAAUGCAAGAAGUAUCCGUUCAGUUAAACGAUCUCUUACAAUUUCACCUGAAAAUAAAACGAACGCACAGAAUAUCGUCUCAACUUUGAGUGAUUUAGUUUCUCGUGAGUUAUCCAAUAAAGAACCGUCUCCAGUUACGUCACAGGAGCGGCAAAUGGCUGAAUAUCUUGCCGAUACAGUAAAACUUAUGGUCAGCGGACAGAAGGUUGAUUAUGACGAAGAAACAACUAUAGAUUUUGCUGGAUUUACAGACGAAGAAGAUAGUGAGGAUGAAGAACAGCAUGAAGAGAAAGAAGUGGACGAGAACUGGACGAACAAAGAAUUAGUGUUAGAAAAAUACGAUUUAAAAAGUUUUUCAGAGGAUUUUAUGCGUCAAGUAAUUGAUUCCGUUGAUCAUCCGGGACCUGGAAACUCGGAAUGUUUUAUAUAUCGAAGAUACGAUGUUACGAUCAACAUUCAAACACGUAAACCGGAUGGUGAUUCCCGCCCAUCCGGUAGUCAACAACAUCAGCCGUUAAGCGGUAGCGGGAUCAGCGCACCGUCACCAUCGACGUCUCAAACAACGAAAAAAACAAUAACAAUCAGUCCAUUGUCAAACCCAUCCGGUAGUCAACAACAUCAGCCGUUAAGCGGUAGCGGGAUCAGCGGUGACGUUUUUGGUCCUGGCAAUCAUUUACCGGACUAUUCACAAGGUUUUCAGUACGCAGGCUGA
This is a messenger RNA of Didymodactylos carnosus, 1562 nucleotides long. Lineage: Eukaryota; Metazoa; Rotifera; Eurotatoria; Philodinida; Philodinidae. The record is from the annotation of a GenBank genome assembly.